Molecule: messenger RNA, 2934 nt
Organism: Macrosteles quadrilineatus (aster leafhopper)
Lineage: Eukaryota; Metazoa; Arthropoda; Insecta; Hemiptera; Cicadellidae
Exons: 3
Coding region: 3-2792 (929 amino acids)
Source: RefSeq, a predicted model, not a curated record
CCAUGCCACAUUUUACCUUCUUCCUCCUGCUCUCAGGCACUGCACUGUCAGCCUUCGUCUGUGUUCAGGGUAACACAAGGGCAAAAAGAUCAGCUGACAACCCAUUGUCAUCCUUUGGUGAUGGAUGGCAGAGUCAAAUAAGUGAAUUCACGUCGAACCUUCCUGUAAAAGGACCUGAAUCGUUUGGAGUUGGGAACUUACCUGGAUUGAACCAGGCUUCUGGAGCUGCUGCACCUGCUGAGAAAGCCAAGCGAUCAGCUGACAACCCAUUGUCAUCCUUUGGUGAUGGAUGGCAGAGUCAAAUAAGUGAAUUCACGUCGAACCUUCCUGUAAAAGGACCUGAAUCGUUUGGAGUUGGGAACUUACCUGGAUUGAGCCAGGCUUCUGGAGCUGCUGCACCUGCUGAGAAAGCCAAGCGAUCAGCUGACAACCCAUUGUCAUCCUUUGGUGAUGGAUGGCAGAGUCAAAUAAGUGAAUUCACGUCGAACCUUCCUGUAAAAGGACCUGAAUCGUUUGGAGUUGGGAACUUACCUGGAUUGAACCAGGCUUCUGGAGCUGCUGCACCUGCUGAGAAAGCCAAGCGAUCAGCUGACAACCCACUGUCAUCCUUUGGUGAUGGAUGGCAGAGUCAAAUAAGUGAAUUCACGUCGAACCUUCCUGUAAAAGGACCUGAAUCGUUUGGAGUUGGGAACUUACCUGGAUUGAACCAGGCUUCUGGAGCUGCUGCACCUGCUGAGAAAGCCAAGCGAUCAGCUGACAACCCAUUGUCAUCCUUUGGUGAUGGAUGGCAGAGUCAAAUAAGUGAAUUGACGUCGAACCUUCCUGUAAAAGGACCUGAAUCGUUUGGAGUUGGGAACUUACCUGGAUUGAGCCAGGCUUCUGGAGCUGCUGCACCUGCUGAGAAAGCCAAGCGAUCAGCUGACAACCCAUUGUCAUCCUUUGGUGAUGGAUGGCAGAGUCAAAUAAGUGAAUUCACGUCGAACCUUCCUGUAAAAGGACCUGAAUCAUUUGGAGUUGGGAACUUACCUGGAUUGAACCAGGCUUCUGGAGCUGCUGCACCUGCUGAGAAAGCCAAGCGAUCAGCUGACAACCCAUUGUCAUCCUUUGGUGAUGGAUGGCAGAGUCAAAUAAGUGAAUUCACGUCGAACCUUCCUGUAAAAGGACCUGAAUCGUUUGGAGUUGGGAACUUACCUGGAUUGAACCAGGCUUCUGGAGCUGCUGCACCUGCUGAGAAAGCCAAGCGAUCAGCUGACAACCCAUUGUCAUCCUUUGGUGAUGGAUGGCAGAGUCAAAUAAGUGAAUUCACGUCGAACCUUCCUGUAAAAGGACCUGAAUCGUUUGGAGUUGGGAACUUACCUGGAUUGAACCAGGCUUCUGGAGCUGCUGCACCUGCUGAGAAAGCCAAGCGAUCAGCUGACAACCCAUUGUCAUCCUUUGGUGAUGGAUGGCAGAGUCAAAUAAGUGAAUUGACGUCGAACCUUCCUGUAAAAGGACCUGAAUCGUUUGGAGUUGGGAACUUACCUGGAUUGAACCAGGCUUCUGGAGCUGCUGCACCUGCUGAGAAAGCCAAGCGAUCAGCUGACAACCCAUUGUCAUCCUUUGGUGAUGGAUGGCAGAGUCAAAUAAGUGAAUUGACGUCGAACCUUCCUGUAAAAGGACCUGAAUCGUUUGGAGUUGGGAACUUACCUGGAUUGAACCAGGCUUCUGGAGCUGCUGCACCUGCUGAGAAAGCCAAGCGAUCAGCUGACAACCCAUUGUCAUCCUUUGGUGAUGGAUGGCAGAGUCAAAUAAGUGAAUUCACGUCGAACCUUCCUGUAAAAGGACCUGAAUCGUUUGGAGUUGGGAACUUACCUGGAUUGAACCAGGCUUCUGGAGCUGCUGCACCUGCUGAGAAAGCCAAGCGAUCAGCUGACAACCCAUUGUCAUCCUUUGGUGAUGGAUGGCAGAGUCAAAUAAGUGAAUUCACGUCGAACCUUCCUGUAAAAGGACCUGAAUCGUUUGGAGUUGGGAACUUACCUGGAUUGAACCAGGCUUCUGGAGCUGCUGCACCUGCUGAGAAAGCCAAGCGAUCAGCUGACAACCCAUUGUCAUCCUUUGGUGAUGGAUGGCAGAGUCAAAUAAGUGAAUUCACGUCGAACCUUCCUGUAAAAGGACCUGAAUCGUUUGGAGUUGGGAACUUACCUGGAUUGAGCCAGGCUUCUGGAGCUGCUGCACCUGCUGAGAAAGCCAAGCGAUCAGCUGACAACCCACUGUCAUCCUUUGGUGAUGGAUGGCAGAGUCAAAUAAGUGAAUUCACGUCGAACCUUCCUGUAAAAGGACCUGAAUCGUUUGGAGUUGGGAACUUACCUGGAUUGAGCCAGGCUUCUGGAGCUGCUGCACCUGCUGAGAAAGCCAAGCGAUCAGCUGACAACCCACUGUCAUCCUUUGGUGAUGGAUGGCAGAGUCAAAUAAGUGAAUUCACGUCGAACCUUCCUGUAAAAGGACCUGAAUCAUUUGGAGUUGGGAACUUACCUGGAUUGAACCAGGCUUCUGGAGCUGCUGCACCUGCUGAGAAAGCCAAGCGAUCAGCUGACAACCCACUGUCAUCCUUUGGUGAUGGAUGGCAGAGUCAAAUAAGUGAAUUCACGUCGAACCUUCCUGUAAAAGGACCUGAAUCGUUUGGAGUUGGGAACUUACCUGGAUUGAACCAGGCUUCUGGAGCUGCUGCACCUGCUGAGAAGAGCAAGCGAUCGAGUCAAGAAUAUUCAUGGACAGACAAACUAAAAAAUCUGUUUACCGGUGGUGAAGCUUAAAAUAAGCAAAAAAAUAUAUCAAAUUACUUAUUUGUAUUUAAAUUAUUAGGAUUGUGCUAUUAAGAUUAAUCUUGUGUUUUUUGUGUGUUUAAUAAUGUGUCAUGCUUUUAAUACCGUACCAAAUAAAUUGUUAUACAAAAUA